AUGUCAGAUAGUGAGGAUUCACGAGAUAAUGAUGACUUCGUCAUGCCUGCUAUGGAGUUUGAAGAAGUGGUAGUCGAAGAUUCACCCACUCCCGCCGAAUCAAACCCCGAAGAAUCCGCUCCUGCCGAUGAAUUCUUCUUCCCGUUGUUUUCACAAACAGAGACCGCUAUUACCCUUACCGAGGAAGCGGAACCCGAAAUCAAUAACGAGCGACCGCAUAGUUAUUACUACGUUGACUAUUCCGAUGCCGAUCGAGCCAGAUUCCACGCAGUCGCGGUAUCGGGGUCAGACGUCAUUGCCGCAGCCAGGCAACCUGCCAGCACCCUCCUUGUGGCCUUCCAGCAGUCCCGAGUAUUUGACAUAACCGCCCACAAUCGCAAAAUUGAUGCUGCACGGAAAAAGAAGAAACGGGCAGGCAAGAAUAAGCGACUAGGCCUCAAAGCGUGUCGUGAGAGAAAGCAACAGCGAGAGAAGGAAAUCAAGAAGAUUCAGCGACAAGCAACCCACCUGCAUCAAUUUAAAAGAGCCCGGUCAGCAAAUGCUAAACCGGUGGUCAACAAGAGACCCCGGUUUGCCACCGAGUAA
Diutina rugosa is the source of this 585-nucleotide messenger RNA. RefSeq lists its product as uncharacterized. The transcript has a single exon. NCBI's taxonomy places the organism in Eukaryota, Fungi, Ascomycota, Pichiomycetes, Serinales, Debaryomycetaceae. The record is from RefSeq and is a predicted model, not a curated record. The coding region runs from base 1 to 585 and encodes 194 amino acids.